AUGGAUAAAUACUAUCCAUUAGCACUAUCUGUUUUAUGUCAAAACUUACAUAGUUACAACAACAACAAAAAAAGAAACAAUAUUAUGAAUAAUAAUUGGAAGAGACCAGAUUUACCAAGUAAAUGUACAUUUUCUUCAAAACAAUCAAUUAUUGAAAGUCCUCAUCAUCAUCAUCACCAUCUUCAUCAGGAUCAUCCUCAUAAUUCAAUUUUCAAAAGAAAUAAAAUUUUAAAUCAUUCAUUAGAAUUAAUUGGUAAUACACCUUUAAUUCAACUAAAUCAAAUUGUAAAGAAUGAAGGUAUAGAAUGUGAACUAUUAGGAAAAUGUGAAUUUCUUAAUAUUGGUGGUAGUAUUAAAGAUAGAAUUGCAAAACGUAUGAUUGAAGAAGCUGAAUUAGAAGGUAAAUUAAAACCUGGGGAUACAAUUAUUGAACCAACUUCGGGAAAUACCGGUAUUGGAUUGGCGCUUACUGCUUCUCUUAAAGGUUACCGAUGUAUAAUUGUAAUGUCAGAGAAAAUGAGUAGUGAAAAGGAAUCGUACUUAAGAUGCCUUGGAGCUGAAAUCGUUCGUACACCGGCUUCUGCAAAUUUUGAUCAUCCUGAUUCAUUGUUUCGAGUGUCAGAAAAAAUAAAAAAAUGA
Schistosoma intercalatum is the source of this 639-nucleotide messenger RNA. Lineage: Eukaryota; Metazoa; Platyhelminthes; Trematoda; Strigeidida; Schistosomatidae. The record is from the annotation of a GenBank genome assembly.